AUGUUGCAGAAAGUCAAUUAUGAGAUCUUUAAUGAGACUAAAGAGGAUUGGGAGACAAUGCAUGUAGAGAAUGAGGGGAAUGAUCUUAAUAAAACCAUACAAAAACAGGUUGACUUCAAUGUGAAGGAAUUGACAUUAAUUGGAAGGGACAUCAUGUCGAUUAGGGAAGGAGAGAUUCAAGAGAACUUUGAUAAAGUAGAAAUUCUUCAAUUGAUUAAGGAUGAAUAUGCAAACAUCCCAAUUCAAAUCCUUCAGGAAUUUAACAAUCUUGAAAAACUCAUAUUGAAAGUGAGUUCAUACGAAGAGAUAUUCUUAUUUGGAGAGGAUAAGGAACACACUGGAGCAUUCACAAAAUUAAAAGAUUUAGAAUUGCAUGGACUUUUUAAUUUAAAGUGCAUUUGGAAACAAGACUUUCGAUUGAACUCAAUUCUUCAAAAUCUUGAUCGUCUAGUGGUGCAAUAUUGUCCAAGUUUGACUGUCCUAUUGCCAUCUUUAGCAUCUUUUGAAAAUAUAACGAGUUUGAGGGUAAGGUAUUGCAAUGGAAUGCAAAACUUAAUGUCAUCUUCAACAGCCAAAAGUCUGGUGCGACUAGAAGAGUUGACUAUAGUUGGAUGUGAAAUGAUGACAAAAGUAUUAGCAAAUGAGGGAGAUAUAGAGAAAGCUGAAAUUGUUUUUAAGAAAUUGAGGAAUUUGCAUUUUCAUAAUUUAGAAAGUCUCACAUGCUUCUGCUCUGGGAAUUACACCUUAGAAUUCCCAUUCUUGGAAAAUUUAUUUGUGAGUGCAUGCUUGAAGAUGAAGACUUUCUCUGGAGGAGGCUUAAGCAUGCCAAGGUUAAAAUAUUUGAACUUCAAAGGUUGUUCAAAGAGUGACAUUGAUACAAUCAUAAAACAAUUACAAAAUGAUUGUUCAGAGUUCAUCAACGCACAUGAAAGCAUGUGGUAAAUGUGUGGUAGUAG
Pistacia vera is the source of this 956-nucleotide messenger RNA. RefSeq lists its product as uncharacterized. Lineage: Eukaryota; Viridiplantae; Streptophyta; Magnoliopsida; Sapindales; Anacardiaceae. The transcript is spliced from 3 exons. The record is from RefSeq and is a predicted model, not a curated record. Bases 1 to 942 code for a protein of 313 amino acids.